Molecule: messenger RNA, 1158 nt
Organism: Hevea brasiliensis (rubber tree)
Lineage: Eukaryota; Viridiplantae; Streptophyta; Magnoliopsida; Malpighiales; Euphorbiaceae
Product: transcription factor MYB36
Exons: 3
Coding region: 97-963 (288 amino acids)
Source: RefSeq, a predicted model, not a curated record
AUGCAUGCUCGCUGGUUUUAUUCACAGAAAAGAAAUUUCCGCCUCUAUCCUCUUUGGCUGAAGUGUACUUGGGCUUAGAUAUCAGUUAAGUUUUCCAUGGGAAGAGCUCCAUGUUGUGACAAAGCUAACGUGAAGAGAGGGCCUUGGUCGCCUGAGGAAGACGCCACCCUCAAGAACUAUCUUCAAAAACAUGGCACUGGUGGCAAUUGGAUUUCUUUGCCUCGAAAAGCAGGCCUUACGCGAUGUGGCAAGAGUUGUCGUUUGAGAUGGCUGAAUUAUCUGAGACCAGACAUCAAGCAUGGAGGUUUUACCGAAGAAGAAGAUAACAUUAUCUGUACCCUCUACAAUAGCAUGGGAAGUAGGUGGUCUGUUAUAGCAUCGCAGCUGCCAGGAAGAACAGACAACGAUGUGAAGAACUACUGGAACACUAAGUUAAAGAAAAAAAUGUUGGAAGGAAAGAUUGAUGUCAAGAGAAGCAGCAAAAUCAGUAACAUUAGUGAUAUAACCAUUAAUAACUCUAGUCAUCCUAUGGUACAAUUUUCGGUCUCCACAGGUGAAGCGGAAACCUAUAAUCCUGGAAAUUCAUCACCUUGCUUUAGCGCAUAUUCUAGCACCUUGACACCGCUCAUGGAGAUGGGUUUCCAACAAUAUUGCGAUCUACAACUUCCAGGGCUAAUUUUGGACCAGAGCCAAUUUCCCCUUUCAACAUUUACGGAAGUUCCAAAUUUGGGGACAUAUGGAUGUAACAGUUACAGCGUAUCAUCAUCUCAUCAAGAAGCUUCAAGCCUAGUGCCUUUGGACAACAACCAUUCCAUAAGCUCCGUCAAUGGAAGCCUUGUAAAAGAAGGAGGAAUUCUUCUACAAGACUAUGGAUUUGAGUUCCCUUGCGAGCUGCUUAAUAAUGACCUUAUUUUUCAAGGAAAAUAUAGUACUGAAGUUGCUCCUUUUUUGGGUAACAAUUAAUAAUCACCUUCCGUCCCCUAGCUAGUCAUCUGGCUAGCUAACAGUUCUAAACACUAAUAUAAUGCAUAAAUUUUUUCUGUGUUACAAACCCAAUACUUUAAAAUAAUAGUUAAGUGAAAGAAGAAGAAGGUUGAUGUGGUUUGUAUUUUAUAUUGGAACUGUUGAAAUAUUAAUAUAAUUAUGAUUCAAAUUGCA